GGCCUCGUGUGCGCGGCCCCGCGGCGCCGAGCCCGUCCCUGGCCGCUGCUUGGAGGGAUAGGGCGAGCGAAGCGACGAGGGUUGCGUUUCCUUUUUCCAAAAGGAGAAAGUUUCACGGUGCUCCUUCAGGUCUGAAACUUAGUAACUUUAUGGCUAUCAAAUAUAACUUCGGUGAAGCAAAACUUUAUUAUGGGAUGCCUUAAUACAGCCACUCUUCUCACAGAAACCUGUGAGUUCAGUUCUGUAAUUACAGGGGUGCGUAUCCGAGCGUCUCACACUCUGCAUAGUUCUGUUGCCCUCUGUCAGCAGAAAUUUUAAUGUGGCCAAGUGGUGAUGAGGUUAUGGAAUGGAAAUUACUAGUUUUUCUUUAGAUUAUAGUUUCAUAUUCCUGUUCACCUGUGGCUGCUGGAGUUCUAAAUCCAGGAAAGAGGAGUGGUGAGAAAUCUGUUAUUGAAAAUGGAGGAAAACUUAGGAUCAGACCCUUCUGGGCCAGUCUAGCUCUACCUCUGCUCAGAUUCUACAGCAAUUUAAAGCAAAGUGAGUUUAUUGGUUUGGCUUCCCGGUGCUGUACAAGCUCUGGCGCCCCCCAGUCCCUGCACUGCUUGUGCUCCUCUGAACGCAGGAGUGAGUUGAUCUGCUCUGGUGACCUGCCUGAAAACUACCUCGUUUUUGGCCAACUCAGCGCUCUGUGUUGCUUCAUCAUGUAAUUAUGAAAGUGUCGAUGCUGUUGUAAAGGAGUUACGGAGGAUGGCAGGAUGACAAGCUCUGACUUAAUAAUCCUAAAAUACCGUGAAACAGCAUUCUUAGUUACUAGGGGUGGAGUCAGCUGAAAUGUGAAACCCAGCUUUCGACUGGUGUAACUAGUUAAAAAGAAUUUUUUCCCCCGUGUUUUUGCUUUUGUUCAAGUUAAUACAGAUUAUAACAUGAACUUAUAUUUCGUGAUUAAAAACUCCUUGUGAGUGACUGAAAUCUACUGGUUCUAAAUAAAAACAUGAAAAACUCAUUGUGAGUGGUUGAAAUCUACUAGUUCUGAAUAAAAAUAUGAUUAAAAAGACCAUAUGUAUGAUGUUUGCUUUCCUAAAGAAAACAUGCAGUUUAAAUGAAGCAAACUUUUGUUGGGUAGAAGAAUGAUGUAAAUAAAUGAUUUGUACUAUUAAACACUGAAAUGACUUUAAGCUGCAUCGUACUGCUAGUAAGCAAAAGAAGAACCAAGUUUAUUUUAAAAGCUAUACUGUUUCAGUAUUUGUACUAAAAGUGUAGUUUUAAAAUAUGAGUGGAGAAGAACCUCAGCAAGGUGCAAGAAGCUUCUUGCUGCAGUGAUAUCAGAUGAGAGAUGAAUCUGCCCCGUGUUGUCAAAUAGAAAAGUUUUACUAACUGAGAAAGUUCUUUUCUAAAGGUCUCAAGCGGCACAAAUAAUUCCACUGCAUACAGUUUUGUAGGGGCAUAUCUCCUUGCAAAACCAAUGUCUGUUGUCACCUGUGUGGGAAUUCUUUGCCUAUAAACUGAUGUCAAGCUGAACGCUAAGGAUAAACAUCCCCUGUUGUAAGUUAUUGAAACAUGCUGUUUGUGCAAAAAAUGCAUAUGUAACACUUACUUGUGUGUCAGACUCUUAGAAAAGGCUUUUGUUUAAGGAAAAGCUCUGUCCUGUGGCUGUUAAGAAAUGUCCCACUGAAUGUUCCUUUAGAUACAUUUGUAAAUUUUUCUUGAAUGUUAAACUGCAUUACAUUCGCUUUUCUAAGUGACAUACACAUCUUGCUGAAUGUACUGGUGUUUUUCAGUUUUUAUACAUCAGCUACUUCUUCACUAUGUGCAUUCACACAGUGCUAUGGCCACCUGUCUGUUUUAUGCCCACUUCUGACUGUCUUGUGAUCAGAGAAUAUCCUGAAGGGUGCAUAACCUUACAGAGUAAAUUGCAUUUAGAUCACCUUCUAAGCCUGAAGUUUAACAUUUUGUAUGUGUUAAUAGUAACUUUCAUAAAUGGGUUGCUUCACCUGUGUUCCCUGAUAGCUGUAAAAUACAGUUCGGUAAAGCAAAUCUAACUAUCAUCUGAAGGCAUUCGUGCACUCAGCAGUGUUUUUCUGUUUUCUUUAGCCAAGAAGUAUUUUCUUUGCCUGAAUGGUUUGGUAUAUGCCACAAGAGAAGAAAGAGCUUGAUCAUGCUCUGGGAUAGGGGAGGGAGAUAUUGGAUUUUCUGUUAAUUUUUGGAAACAUGCAAGCCUUGAAUAAGGUUUUAGAAUACUACACCUGAAAUAAUUUAGCAAUGAUGAUGACAGGUUUAAGAAGAAAUAAUUUAAAAAGAAGUACCAUAUUGAAACUAGAGCUACAGGCUGAGGCAGGAUGCUCCAACAAACAUCAAAAUUCACGGGAAUUUACUGGGUAAUCAGUGUGGUAAGAAGUUGUUUGUUUCAAAUGCUACUUUGGUCUGAGGAACAAGAGGACUGGAGACUAAAGGCUUGUAUCUAUCUUGAGACUUGAUAUAAGCAGCUGAAGAACACUUUAAGAAUUUAAUAGCUAAAUAUCUUCCUAAGUGCCUUGGAUGCAGGACUGGAAGGGAUACUUAGAAAGUUUGCAAAUGAUACAAAACUGGGAGCUGUUGACUCCCUUGAAGGCAAUAUUUUGUCAAAAUUGCCACUUCAGUAGGCAGAUAAUGUUCAUAUUUCUAUAGAGGUCCAAAAAAGUGCUAUUCUAAUAGAAAUUUUGAGAUAUACAGAAGGAAUCAGCCUUUUGUUAGUUCUGUGAAUUUAGUGAGGUCGGUGAAUUUGACCCUGCUAAAAUAGAACAUGUUUCCCUUACACUGUAGUUUAGCAUUUUUGUGCUGCCAGCCAUACCGUUCUGCUAUGUGCAGCACUGAUGUUUGAUUGUACCAGUCUCUAACUGCUAUGGCAGAGGGAGAGUUAAGUGGAGUAUAGUGCAUGGGAAAGGGUAGAAAGUAUAUCCACAAGCUUAGGAGAGGAGGGUGAUUGUGACAGGUUCUUUCCUUGGCCUGUACACAACUGUUUUCAUCAGUAUCAGAGCUUAACCAGCAGUUUCACCAGUUUGCCUCUCAGCUAUUCUUAUUUGAAGAAAUUGGUCCAGAAACUGUUGAAGAACUUCAAAAUAGGAGGUAAACUUAACAGGAUGAAACACUGAAUGAUUUGAAGUUGAAACUUCAUUUAAAAACUGCUGAAUUUGACAAGCAUUUGACCAGCAAAUAUUAUUUUGCUUAGGAAUGUUGUGAAUGAGUGAAACGUUAUCAAGAUUUUUCCAGUUAAAAAGUUUAGGUAUCAGACAUCUAGCAUUGCGUUGACUAUCUCCUAUCCAAUAAAGCCUUUGCCUCUAUGACAAAACAUGUCAUAACAAAUUUGUGGUAUUGCUGCAAAUGUUCAGAAAGAGCUUUUGAGGAGAAUUAGAAAUUCUUAGUGCAUUUGGGAAUUAAGCAUCUUAUCAUCCCAUUUUUUUACUCCUGUGUGAUUAUGAGCAGAAAGGAAAUUCAUCCUUCCUGUUCUGCUGCACCUGUGGGCUAUGCUGUAGGAGAAACAUGGGUCUGUCCAUUGGUUGGUUCAUGCAGUUGAUAAAACGUAAAUUGUUAAUGAAAGGAAUUAUGACAGGAACGUAGUCAUCAGGGCUGCACCCCUCACCAUUUGGACAUUCUUCUAAGCUUGCUGUGGAGUUACAGUACAAAAGAUGCCACAUGGAUUGAAAAGUAUUUCUGACAACCAUGAUGUCCAUUAAAAAAGGAGGUUACCACUGAUUGUUGAGGCAUUUCUUAUGGUUAAAACUUGACUUGCCUGAGCACAGGGCCUCAGUCUUCAUGACUGAGGAAUAGACCUUUUCUAUGUCUGCAAUACUAAAAUUUCUACUACCCAGGGAUGUUGAAGCUAGAUUAACUGAUAAAGGUGGUUAAGAAAUGGCUAGUUGCUUAAGAGAAAUAUGCUUUGAAUUGGCAAAUAGAUCACUGAGAAUGCUUUUUUGUGACACCAGUGAUUUUUGAAACUUCGUAUUUCUUCUUUUUUAUAUUUUUGACGGUGGAAGGUAUUAGGAAUUGUCCAGCCCAUAGUGUGAUGGAGGCAAGGCUGCUGCAUUUCCAUGUUCCUGGGUCCAGACCGUAGCAAAGCACAGCAUUUGUUCCAAUGGGACCAGAGGCUCUUUGUGCAUGCACACAUAGCUGGCCACAGAGGUCAGCACACAGGAAACCGUGCUUGCACAACCACAGACAAGCAUCCUGAUGCUAUUCCUUUCUCUGACUGUUCAGGGUAAAAGAUUUUAGCGAAAAAUACAUCAAUGUAUGUAGGGUGGAUUCCUCCAGUAGCUAGCCUUAGACGCUUGGUCCAUCUAGGAAUGGGCUCCUGGUCCUCUGGCCUUCACUGUUGCUGACAUGAGUGUAUGAAUCCUUGAGGCUUGCAGCCCCAAUUAAUUUUCUGAUACUCACGCCUUCUUGGAUGUGCAGACACAUGUACAGGUGAAUGUGCUGGAUCUUUUCAGUUACUGGCCUUAGCCUUGUGGCAGCUGGCCGCAGGAUUGCCUUAUCUAAGGGAGUCUUUUGGAUAGCUGGUCCUUACCUAUAGCCUUAAACAUUAGCCACUCCUCAAAGCCCAGGUGGCCAGCUCAGACUUUCUGGUGUUUCCAGUUGUCAUCCCUCAGACCUUAAUCUCUUGUGGCUGUGUAAGAGAGAGGUUUUUCAGUAGCUCAGACUCACUGUUCUCUGCAGAGUCAGGCCCAGUCCUGCGCCCUGUCUGACUCCUGGCUCUUGAGCCUCUUGCUCUGCUUACAGGCUGGUCUGGUUGCUGGUGGUUCCAUGCACUAGCAUGCACACACCCGCACGCUGUGUGCACACAUGUCUCUCCAGCCCCUGGCUCGUGGGCCCCUGGGGUCUGUGGCCAUCUUCUCAUUUGCAGGCACUUUGACCUCUGUAUGUGCAGAUGGAAUGGAGCCACUCCUGUCACCCAGGAAACAGAAGUAUUCAUAUGUGACUGGACCCUCUUCUCUCUGUUUUUGCAUUCUCCCCAGUCCACCUUGGAUGCUGCAAUGAGUCCUACGCCCUUUCAGGCAGUAACCCCAUCAGGCAAUCGGUAAACUGGCCUGGAGAGUCUCUCCUGUUAUCUAGGCUGGUGGAUGGAUCAUCUGCCUGGUUCAUGGGCUCUCUGCCCGUCUGAAUCAGAGCUGUGUUAGGGUACUCUAUGUGUGUUGGUUUGUUUCACCUGACAUUAUUUUCCACUUUCUAUUUGUGGGGACUGGCCUUUAAUCACAUAACAAUAAUAGAUGUGAGCAAAAUAUCCCUCUGUAGUACUGAAGGUGACUAUUCCUGUCUGACUAGUAACCUCUCUGAGGUAACAGUGAUUGUGCCUGUUUGCAAACAGCUACAAUGCAUCUCCCUGGCUGUGUAAAGUAAGUGUUUGUAGUCCAAGCUUUCCUCAAAUUUUAUUUCAAGUAAAAAAAUGAGUGGCAUUUUAAAUGACCUUAUUGUGAAUGACAAGAUGAAAAUGUCCAUUUAUUCCAGUCUCUUAAUCCUUUAUAUAAUAAAAACUUGGGGGCAUAUGGUAACGUGGUCAAUUUAGAGAAAUUGCUGUUGACAGGAGAAUGUCUUGCGCUAACAUUAGGUAAAUUGCAUACCUACGUAUCCUGUUUUAAACAUGCAGUUUAUGAAUCAAACCCAAGGCUGAUAAUCUUGUGCUAAAUGGAAUGUUGGAAAUGCCUAACAUGUCAAAGAAAUGACUUAGCCACUACUUCAGAUUUGCCUCUUGCCUUGGUAGUUUGGGUAGGGUAAUUCUCAAGAGAGCUAAGAAAAUUCUUGUUGACAAGUGGAAAAGGAAUCCCCUGUAAUAAUAGCAUAAUAAUCUUCCAAACCAGAAAACUCUUUUGGAGACAUUGUCUAUUAAUUUAUCCUAAAAGUAAUGAGAAACAUUUACUUCAAAAAGCUAAUAGUAGAGAUCAUAAGAAUUGUUCUUCAGAUAAGUGCAAGACCUUAUGUGCCCUGAAGUUUUUAUAAAAAUUCAAAAGCCAUAAAGAGUAAUGUAAGAAAGAAUCUGGCAGAGAGAACUCAUGGUUUUAUACUUUGGUAAAGACAAGUGCAGCUAUCCAUGAAACAGAGUUGCAGUCUAUAUUUUUAUUUUUUGUACCUGGGUAUUCAUUUGUGGAGAGCAUUCUUAAGUGAUGAAAUAAAAUUACUUGAAAAUUCUUGCAAACACAUUUAUCUACAGAAUACAAGGAUUUCCUGUGAUCUACCAAAGAACUGCACCAUCCCCCACAGCACUUAAAUGAGGCUUUGUGAAACGCUGUGUUUAUCAGGUCGUUUUUCUCAAGUGUUACAGAAAGCAGAAAUUACACAGCUUGACAAUCUUUGAUGCUAUGUUAAGCUAUUAUUGUCUGGUGUUUGCAAAACAUUGGCCUUUACAGGUUUCAGAUUACAUGACCAGGAUGAUACUGAUUAAUUUCAAAGUUGCGAAGCCAACUUUCAGUGGAGUUCUGAGCUAUAGUUCUUAAAUACCUUUUCAUCAGCAGCUUUUGUGUCAGUUUUCUUCUUGCACAUGUCUUUCAUUCACAGAUACUAACUUUCAAAGGAGAAUAAACACUACUGGCUUUGUAUCACCAGGGCAAGGAGCAGAGGUCUCUUGCUUUACAAUAUUGUGCUUACACAUUUCAGAUCGUAAUUCUUGAUGUUGACUUUUUCACCAGAACCUUUUAAAUAUAUAGUUUUGUUUCUAUUAUAAAAUAUUUCCUAUAUUGCUGUUGCAUAAAAUGUAAUGGUGAACUAAUAAACCCUGCUCUUUUUUUUAGCUGUUAGUGUAGCACAAGUCAAUAAAUUAUUAGUCUUGCUAUUAGUGUGAAGAAAGAAAACGUGUGUUGUGAUUAUUUCUGUAUCGCAUUAACCAUUUGUGAUGAAACAAUGGAAUUCCUUGGUGCUGCUAAGUCCUGGCUUUUUUAAAAAUCAGAUUUGCACGUUUGCUCUGACUAGAGUAACGGAUGAAUAGAGAUUUUGUUAAAUGGAUUAUGUAACCUCGAAAAUGAAAAGUUACAGUUGCUCCUCCACUUUCAGUGGACAAAGGUAUUGAAAAGGUGGCGUUCUUUCUAGCAGUGUAAGAAUUUGUCUGUAUCUUUCUGGAAUUCCUAUUGGAUGCUGCCCUCUGAUGUUUGUGGAAUGAACUGCUUUUGGGAAGCUGCUUUUAGAUAUGAUUAUAUGAAAACACAUCCUUCUGAGAAAAUGCAUCUAGCAGUGGUGGCCUGUGGUGAAAGACUGGAGGAGACUGUUACAAUGUUGAGAUCAGCCAUUAUUUUCAGCAUCAAACCUCUCCAUUUUCAUAUUUUUGCUGAGGACCAAUUGCAUGAGAGUUUCAAAGACAUACUUGAUGAAUUCCCCUAUGAAGGAAAAGUUAAUUACACAUUAUAUCCAAUAACAUUUCCAUCUGAGAGUGCAGCAGAAUGGAAGAAAUUGUUUAAACCAUGUGCUUCACAAAGACUAUUUUUGCCAUUAAUCCUCAGAAAUGUGGAUUCAUUACUAUAUGUUGAUACUGACAUCUUGUUUUUGAGGCCUGUUGAUGAUAUUUGGUCUUUUCUGAGAAAGUUCAACUCCACACAAAUUGCUGCAAUGGCACCAGAACAUGAAGAACCUCGUAUUGGGUGGUACAAUCGAUUUGCUAGACAUCCCUAUUAUGGAGUAACUGGAAUUAAUUCUGGAGUCAUGCUAAUGAAUAUGACACGUAUCAGAAGAAAAUAUUUCAAGAAUGAUAUGACACCAGUCCGGUUACAAUGGGGAGAAAUUCUAAUGCCACUACUGAAGAAAUACAAGUUGAACAUAACAUGGGGUGAUCAGGAUCUAUUGAACAUUAUGUUUUUUCACAAUCCAGAAAGUCUUUAUGUCUUUCCUUGCCAAUGGAAUUACCGGCCUGACCACUGCAUCUAUGGAAGCAAUUGUAAGGCAGCUGAAGAAGAAGGUAUAUUUAUACUUCAUGGAAAUAGAGGUGUUUACCACGAUGAUAAACAACCGACUUUUAGGGCUGUCUAUGAAGCAAUAAAAAAUUAUUCAUUUGGAGAUGACCUGGUUCAUUCUCUGCUGCAGCCCCUAGAACAGGAAUUACAGAAAACCACGCAUACAUACUGUGGGAGAGUAUACAAAGUAUUCAUAAAACAGCUUACAAAAAGCGUAAGAGAUUUGUAUGCCAGAAGAUCAAAGAGAAGGUGAUUUUUGACUCCUGGUUGUUACAUGAAGAGACUGAAUUAACAUAGCUGGUCAAAAGGUGCAAGAAUUCUAUUACAGUUUGAAUGGGCUCUUAAUGUGCCCAGAGAAAAGUUUACUAGCAUACAAAAAAUGAAGAAAAUAUACAUGUAAUGAAGAACAAGAACUUUUUUCUGCAAAGGUGACUUUUUGGUUUUUUGAAGUUUAAUCAGUGCUAGUGUUUAUCUCAUAUCUGAUUAUUUGGGUGUUACUGGCUUCUAUGGUCAGUACUUGUAGUCUGCAUAAUUCAGUUAUCAAAUGAUAAAUGAACAAGGAAGAAAUGAAGAUGACUCUGUUUGGGAGUGUACCUCACAUAUUGUCUAAAAUUCUCUUAAACUGUGAAUGUAGCAAUAACUGAGUCAGCAGCACUAACCUCACUUUAAAGGUGUGAGCCUUUAUGUAAACAAAGUUGUUUACAAGUGCAGAAAAUACCCUCUUGUUAAAGAAAUGUGUUGUAAUCAUUGACAAUCUGUAUGUGCCUUUAUAAUGUUCAUCUCUUACAUGUUGAAGUACUGUUUUGACAAUCUUGUUUAUCUCAGCUGUAAACUGCACACUAUAAAUAUGAUUUUUUGAGAAAUUAAUGUCUAGUAUGUGAUACUGGUUUUCUCUGUUCAUAAAUACAGAAACUUUAUAUUAAAAUAAUUUGUUUCAACAUUGUAGAGCCAUUAGCACCAAAAGGUAGAGGAGAACUGAGGGGGUUUUAAGUAAAAAUCCAGUUUGAAGUUACUUGUCUUCCAAUACUUUUUUAAAAUUUCAUGGGUUUGCAGCUUUAUAGGGCAAUUUGGAAGUAGAAAAAAAGCCCAGUGGUGGAAAGCUGUUGCUGUUGUAUUUUCAUACUAGGAAUUAUUACCUGAUUAUUGUUUUAGAGUAUGUAGUAACUGAAAGGAAAGAGCUGUAGUAAGACUUCUGAUGCUUCAUCAGACUGUGUAGUAGAUGGAUUUUUUAGAGAAUAUAUCCUGUUAUAAUAUUUUUUUAAGAAAUGGCUUUAAAAUAGUUUUGGGGCAGAUCCUCAGCUACAUGAAUGCAUUACUCUCAAUGGAGUGACAGUGAUUUGCAACAGGUAAAGAUUACGUUUCCUCCAAUUAUCUUAGUGAAAGAAGAAAAGCUUCUGUUUGAGUAAUAACUUUUUCUCCAGAGAAAACCAUGAAGAAAAGGGCUGAAUUCUAGUGUUACAGUAAAAUAUUUAAACUUGCAUGGUAUGAAAUGUAUUUGUAAAGUAUAUAUGAACUUAGAUAACCUGUCUAAGUGAGAUGAAGUCUUCAUAAAGUGAGCUUUUGGAUUCCAGGACAGUUCCUGUGUGUUGAACAUGGAGGAUCCACUCACUGACUUGCACCUUCAUCCCAACCCCAUUUUAGAAAUGUAAUUUUUGUACUUAUUUCCUUGUCAAAGAUAGACUGGCUCUGACUUCCAGAUCCGUGUGAGCUGGACAAAUACUCUAGCAGUACAAAAACACACUACUGUCAGCAGAAUUUGAAUCCUGCUUCUAAUUUCCCUGCAGGCUCAGGGUAUAAAUUUUUGGGAUGGAAUCUAGGAAGCAGUCUGCCUCUCAUGUAGGUCUCUUUUCCUUGCUGUGUAACCUUUUGAUGCCUGAAAAUGUAGAAAUCUCUGUGAAGGUGAAUAUUGUAACUGACUGAUUUUACAAUAUGCAGUGCAUUAUUUUUUUACAUAAACACUGAUUUUUA
Messenger RNA from Sturnus vulgaris (Common starling), 9869 nucleotides. The record is from RefSeq and is a predicted model, not a curated record. Lineage: Eukaryota; Metazoa; Chordata; Aves; Passeriformes; Sturnidae.